CAGCGUCCUGCCCCCGCAGGCUGCUCGCUCGCCCGGCGCCGGCCGCAGCGGCAGCGGCACCGCCACCGGCAGCAGCAGCGGCGGCGGCGGCGGCGGGGAGAGGCGGCCCGAGCGGGCUGGCUGCGCUGCGGCGGCCCCUGCGCUGCGUGGCGAGAGCGGCUGGAAGGGAAGCGGGGCAGCGGCAGGAGGCAGGAGCGCGGCGAGCGCCGGCGGCAGAGAAUGGCGGUGAGGCGGCGGCAGAGGCGCGGGCCGGGCGGCGGGCGAGCGCUGCUGGCCGCGGUGCUGCUGUGCGUGUGCUGCCGGGCGGCGGCCGAGCGGCUCCGCUACGCCAUCCCCGAGGAGCUGGGCAGAGGCUCGCUCGUGGGGCCGCUGGCGCGGGACCUGGGGCUCAGCGCGGACGAGCUGCCGGCGCGCAAGCUGCGGCUGAGCGAGGAGAAGCAAUACUUCACGGUGAGUGAGGAGAACGGGAACCUGUACGUGAACGAGAGGCUGGACCGGGAGGAGAUGUGCGGCGAGUCGGCGACCUGCUCGGUCAGCUUCGAGGCGCUGGUGCAUAACCCGCUGAACAUUUUCCACGUUGAAGUGGUGAUUGAGGACGUGAAUGACAACUCCCCGGCCUUCAGGAAGGCUGCUUUGGACCUCGAGAUUGGUGAAUGGAUUCCUCCCGGGACAGCUUUUCCACUGGAGGUGGCCCAUGAUGCUGACGUGGGCAGCAAUUCACUACUAACUUACCAACUAACCAGCAACCCAACCUUCUCUCUGGCCAUGAAGGAGACCCCGGAUGGAAGCAAGCCGGAAAUAAUUCUGGAGAGAGCGUUGGACCGAGAGAAGCAGAGCUCCUUUGAUCUGUUGCUGACGGCGAUUGAUGGCGGGGACCCUGUGAGGUCCGGAUCUGUUAAGAUUCGGGUGAACGUGACGGACGCAAAUGACAACCGACCCAUUUUCGAGCAGGACCGCUACCGCGUGACCCUGCGAGAGGACGCGCCGCCGGGUUCGGCAGUACUGAACCUCUCAGCCUCGGAUGCCGAUGCAGGCACCAACGCCCGCAUCACCUAUGGCUUCGGGGAAAUGACAAUCAAGGCACUUCAGAAGUUCGUGCUCAAUGCAGAGAGCGGGUCUAUCACGCUGCAGGAGGCACUGGACUUUGAGGAGACCUGCGCGUAUAGCCUGGCUGUGGAGGCGAAGGACGGAGGGGGUUUAGUGGCACACUCCAAGGUGGAGGUGGAGGUCCUGGACGUAAAUGACAAUCCUCCUGAGAUCACGAUCCUAUCGCUCUCGAGCCCGGUGCCCGAGGACGCCCCGGUGGGCACCGUGGUGGCCCUGCUGAAAGUGAGGGACAGAGAUUCGGGUGACAACGGUCAGGUGUCGUGCGAGCUGUCGGGAGAGGCGCCGCUGUCGAUUGUGUCAUCCUCGGGCGGCUCGUACAAGGUGGUGAUAUCGGGCACGCUGGACCGAGAGCAGGCGUCCGAGCACCGCGUGACGGUGGUGGCCCGGGACCGGGGCAGGCCGGCGCUGUGGAGCAGCAGGGAGCUGGUGCUGGAGGUGUCGGACGUGAACGACAACGCGCCGGUGUUCGAGGAGGCGGCGUACAGCGCGUACGUGGCGGAGAACAACGCGGCGGGCGCGCUGGUGCUGCGCGUGCAGGCGCGGGACGCGGACGCGGGCGCCAACGGGCGCGUGAGCUACUGGCUGGCGGGCGGCAGCGCGGGCGCGGCGGGCGCGGCGCCGCUCGUGUCGGUGGAGGCGCGGAGCGGCGCGCUGUACGCGCAGCGCUCCUUGGACUACGAGCAGUGCCGCGAGUUCACGCUGGCGGUGCGGGCGCAGGACGGCGGUUCGCCGGCGCGCAGCUCCACGGCCACGGUGCGCGUCUUCGUGUUGGACCGCAACGACAACGCGCCCCGGGUGCUGUGGCCGGCGGCGGCGGCGGCGGCGGCGGGCGAGGCUGCGGCAGGGGCGGCGCCUCCUUUCGAGGUGGUGCCGCGUUCGGCCGAGGCCGGCUACCUGGUGGCCAAGGUGGUGGCGGUGGACGCGGACGCGGGGCGCAACGCGUGGCUGUCGUACGAGCUGGUGCAGGCGUCGGAGCCGGCGCUGUUCCGCGUGGGGCUGCACAGCGGCGAGGUGCGCACGGCGCGGGCCGUGUCCGAGCGGGACGCGGCCAAGCAGCGAGUGGUGGCCGUGGUGAAGGACCACGGGCAGCCGGCGCUGUCGGCCACGGCCACGCUGCACGUGGUGCUGGCCGAGAGCUUGCAGGAGGCGCUGCCGGAGCUGAGCGAGCGGGCGGCGGGCGCCGAGGAGGCGGCGGCGGCGGCCGAGCUGCAGUUCUACCUGGUGCUGGCGCUGGCGCUGCUCUCGGCGCUCUUGGUGCUGAGCGUGGCGCUGGCCGUGCUGGCGCGGCUGCGCCGGGCCGGGCCGCCCGCCGUGCUGCGCUGCCUGGGCGCGCAGCGCUUCUCGGUGGCCGGCGCCGCCUUCCCGGCCGACUUCUGCGAGGGCACCUUGCCCUACUCCUACAACCUGUGCGUGGCGGCGCCGGCCCGCGCCGUGCCCGAGGCCGCUUGGCCGCCGCCGCCGCCGGUGCCCGUUCUGUCGGCGGAGGAGCUUCUGGGCGGGGAUUCCUGCGAGAAGCCGAGCCCGAGCAGCAACGCCCUGAAGGGAGAGCCCCUCGCCGAUCCUGACGCACGGCAGGUCUGUAAUGCUGCGCGCUUGUUCUGUUAUUGCGGCUUUCGUAUAAUCUUCCUUUCUCCGAUCGUUUUCUCGGCGUGUUGUCCAUGAGAAAUCCUCAUUAGAGUCUCAAUUUAGCCGCGGAAAAUUGUGGUCUUUCCUUGGUAUCGGCUUACGUUUCAGCCGAGCUGUUUUGACUAUAACACUCUUUUUGACUUAAACAGUGUUUCCCUGUUUUCCUGGGUUAUACUGUUCUGGGAGGCACACAUCUGUCUACAUGAAUUAAGGAAAUUAAUUAAAAAACUGAAUUAAGGAAAGGUCUAUCCCCCUUUCAUGGAAAACAGGAGGCUAGCAGUAGCACCUGCGUCUUCCUUGCUAACAGAGUGAAAUUCAUUGAAAGACGUUUUGUUUUCAAAACUCAUGCUCUUUAAAUUAAAAUGGAUUUCCAUCAUUGAACUUGGUUUCUUACUGUUUAGGAGACCCACUGAUUCUGUGCGAUGGAAUUGGAGAGAAAGAAAAUCCACAGACAAAUUAUGUUGUAGAUAUUUUCCUGAUUUUAUUCAGAAAGAGUGAAUUUGAAACUUGUCCAUAGCUUUACACAAAUCCGUUUAUGAAUGGUUGGGUUUUUCUGUUUAAUUUGAUGGGGUUUUUUUGCCCAUUGGAGUCAUAAAGGAAGGGUGUGUAACGUGCUAUGUUCUGCCUCUUGAGUGAAAGAAAAGAAUGUCCCACGUUUUGGGGGCGAGAGCGUAAUGCAAUAGUGGGCCGUCUUCCUUUUUGCAUCCUGGCUGGCAGUUCUCUGUUUUACUCUUCAUGAUAUUUAUUUCAUACAGAGGUGAAGGUACAAAAAGGUUUGUUUCAGAUGUUUUUCAUUUUCGUUUCGUCUUUACCCUAGGAGUUUGAGAUUUAUGGAGAUGUCGGGGUUUUGGAUAACAAUAGUUUUUUCCACUUCUGAUUUUUACAAGGAUAGACAUCUGAGAGUAUCAAGGAGAUUAGCCAAAUGACACUUCAGGCAUGUGAAUCAAACUCAUUUGUACAAUUUUCAUGGGUCAGCAGAGAUUCGAGUGCGUAACUGUACUCUUCUUCUACUGUUCUACAAACUUUCCUUGUUAAUAUUGUACCAAUCUGAUUAAGAAACCUGUUUCCUGAUAUACUUUCUUAGUACACUUCAAUGCUUUGCAGGUUGAUUCCUUAUAAAUUCUUUUUCCUGUGGCUAUAGAAUUACUUGAUGCGGUGCAAAUGUGUAAAAAGUAAGGAAACACUAAAUUUAACAGACGAUCUUGAUUCCGUCAAGUUUUCCUUUGAGAAUAAUAGCUGCAUCUUUAUUUCUACCUGUAAUAAUCAUAUGACAAUUAGGUCACUGACUUCAAGAAGCAUGUAGUUGUUCUCGUCCCGCUUAUGUUCAUGAGCCUGAUAGAUCAGUUUAUCGGUGUGUGUGGGCGUGUAUCUAAUGUUUUCAAUCUCAGACCCCGUUGCUGAAGAAGUUUUUGAACAAACAGCGUAAGACUAAUGGUAAUCUAGAGC
This is a messenger RNA of Taeniopygia guttata (zebra finch), 4179 nucleotides long. The record is from RefSeq and is a predicted model, not a curated record. Lineage: Eukaryota; Metazoa; Chordata; Aves; Passeriformes; Estrildidae.